Molecule: messenger RNA, 799 nt
Organism: Morus notabilis
Lineage: Eukaryota; Viridiplantae; Streptophyta; Magnoliopsida; Rosales; Moraceae
Product: small ubiquitin-related modifier 2-like
Exons: 3
Coding region: 149-451 (100 amino acids)
Biological process (GO): protein sumoylation
Cellular component (GO): nucleus
Molecular function (GO): ubiquitin-like protein ligase binding; protein tag activity
Source: RefSeq, a predicted model, not a curated record
CAAAACACAAAAAGACUCUCCGAUUUUCCUUUAGAGAGAGAGAGAGAGAGAGAGAGAGAGAGAGAGAAGAGAACCCUAAUUUCUCUUGUCGCAGACAAAGGAAGAAGAAGAAGAAGAAGAAGAAGAAAGAAGAAAGAAGAAGAAGAAGAUGUCGGGAACCGUAAACCAGCAGACAGAGGAGGACAAGAAGCCCAACGAUCAGGCUCACAUCAAUCUCAAAGUCAAAGGCCAGGAUGGGAAUGAAGUGUUUUUCAGGAUCAAGAGAAGCACUCAAUUGAAGAAGCUUAUGAACGCAUAUUGUGAUAGGCAAUCUGUGGAGUUUAACUCAAUUGCAUUCUUGUUUGAUGGCCGUCGCCUUCGCACAGAGCAGACUCCUGAGGAGCUAGAGAUGGAGGAUGGUGAUGAGAUCGAUGCUAUGCUACACCAAACCGGAGGCGCCUCACCGAUGUAGUCAUCCGCUGUUAUAGUGCUAUAUAUAGUGAACUACCUUACGUGGAUUCAGUAUGAAGGAUUAGGGUAUUAAGGCUCUUGCCUUUUUUCUUUAAGACCUAGUUAUCAGCCUCCGAGACAUAUCGUUUUAUGAUAUUGUUGAAUUGACAUGGUCUUAGUUAGGAGUAUGAAAGUAUCGGUUAAAGUUUUAAAUGGUUUCAGUAUUAUAUUAUGAGCUUUUGUUGCCUUUGACUAGGGAAGUUCCUGGUAUCGUGGAAUUUGGUCAUUUUGUGGAUGAAUAGUCUGUGUUUGGCAUUAGUAUAUCUUUGCAGGGUUUGUGUUUCUAAAAUUACUACCGAUUUGGUCGACA